UCAUGUGAUUUCAGAGAAAUAUCUCAGGUGGACGGAUGCUGAUCAGACAGACUGAGAGAGGACGUGUGGAGGUGAAGACUGAGAGAGGACGUGUGGAGGUGAAGACUGAGAGAGGACGUGUGGAGGUGAAGACUGAGAGAGGACGUGUGGAGGUGAAGACAGAGAGAGGACGUGUGGAGGUGAAGACAGAGAGAGGACGUGUGGAGGUGAAGACUGAGAGAGGACGUGUGGAGGUGAAGACUGAGAGAGGACGUGUGGAGGUGAAGACUGAGAGAGGACGUGUGGAGGUGAAGACUGAGAGAGGACGUGUGGAGGUGAAGACUGAGAGAGGACGUGUGGAGGUGAAGACUGAGAGAGGACGUGUGGAGGUGAAGACUGAGAGCUCAGAGCUGCUGUACCUGCAUCAACUAACAGAGAAACGACUCAGAGGACUGAAAGCUAAGAGACAGACUGAGCACGCUCAGUUGCUGCUUCACCUGGACCACCCUCACACAGCUGACAGACACACAGAGAAACGACUCAGAGGAUUGAAAGCUAAGAGACAGACUGAGCACGCUCAGUUGCUGCUUCACCUGCACCACCUCACACAGCUGACAGACACACAGAACCUUUCUGAUCACAUCAGAUCACAGUUUGAUUUAAAAUCAGCUUCUUCAUCACUCUGAAGAGGAGAUCUCAACUCUUCAGGAGGACCAAGAGACCUGAAGAUGGCUUCAACACCAACAAGAAGACAGAGUAAAGAACUGCCUCCUCCUCCUCCUGAUCUGUCUGAAUUAAUGAACAAACCCAAAGAACUUGCAGCUUCACUUAUCAGAGAGUUUGACAGCAGAGAACCAAAGAUGAGACAGAUUGUUAGAAAGUUUAUGGAGAUCCCUGAUAAAGUCAGAAAGACGCAGGAGAGAACAGAUGAAGUCAGAAGAGCAGGAGCUGGUGCACUAGGAGUCGCACCCCUCGGCAUGCCGUUUGGCUUACUUGCAGGCACAGCAGCACUAGCAGCAGCAGAAUCAACAGCACUAGCACUAGCAGUAGCAGCAGCAGUAGUAGCAGCAGCAGUAACAGGAGGGGCAAGAGCAUUAUCAGCAAGGGCAGCAGCAGCAGCCGUAGUAGCAGCAGCAGCUGCAGCAGCAGCAGCAGGAGGGGCAGCAGUAAUAGCAGCAGUAGGAACAAUAGCAGCAGCAUUAGCCAUUUGUGUUGCUGGUGCAAAUCUAACAAAAUGGAGAUCAGAGAGUGAAAGU
Messenger RNA from Sander lucioperca (pikeperch), 1235 nucleotides. RefSeq lists its product as uncharacterized. The transcript is spliced from 5 exons. The record is from RefSeq and is a predicted model, not a curated record. Lineage: Eukaryota; Metazoa; Chordata; Actinopteri; Perciformes; Percidae. The coding region runs from base 36 to 665 and encodes 209 amino acids.